GUCUUAUCUCAUGCUAUUUAACGCCGUCAUUCUCAGCUACCUUGGUCGACUUGGUAGGCCAUUCGAUUAAUCAAAAAUGGCACAGAACGAAGACGCCAAAGAAGCUGUGGAUGGGGCCUUGGAAAGAAACGAGAUUUCCACCCAUCAAGGCAAUCAAUUGUUCAACUCUACGGAAGACUAUGAUGAAGGAGAGGGAUCUUCAGCUGAAAGGAGUCCUCGCGAGACUCACUCGAGAGAUUCCGACAAUGACGCCAGCACCUUCCCCUCAGCCUUGAGUCGCUCUAAUACCUACGAUGGGGAGUCUAUAAUGGAACAGGAUGACAGGGCCGAGCUCAAACGCAUUGCAACUGCACUAUCUCGCCGCCAGUCUAGUGUUGCUGCUCCGACUCGCCGUCAGUCAGUUGGACUUGGUACCGUUGACGAAUAUGAUGCCGCCCUUGACCCUGAUCGCCGGGAGUUUGACUUAUCAAAAUGGCUACUUCGCUUCAUCCGGGAACUUGGUGAAAAGGGUCUUUCAGAUCGGCAAACAGGGGUCUCAUUUCGAAAUCUUGACGUCUAUGGCUCUGGAGAUGCAGUUCAACUCCAACAGACAGUGGGAUCUGUUUUGAUGGCACCACUGAGGAUUGGAGAGUUUUUCAGCUUCGGAAAAAAGGAGCCAAAGCAUAUCCUGAACAGUUUCAAUGGCUUUGUCAAAAGCGGAGAACUCCUAGUUGUCCUUGGACGACCUGGUUCUGGCUGCAGCACACUUCUUAAAUCUAUUUGUGGCGAGUUACAUGGCCUAAACCUCGGCGAAGGCUCAAGUAUUAGCUAUAACGGCAUCCCACAAAAGCAGAUGAAGAAGGAGUUCAAGGGUGAAGCCAUUUAUAACCAGGAGGUUGAUAAACACUUUCCUCAUCUUACUGUUGGCCAAACACUAGAAUUUGCAGCUUCAGUUAGAACACCAUCUCAUCGUGCUCACGACAUGCCCCGCGCUGAAUAUUGUCGUUACAUUGCCAAAGUCGUCAUGGCCGUAUUCGGGCUCACACACACAUACAAUACCAAAGUCGGCAAUGAUUUUAUUCGAGGAGUAUCUGGAGGCGAAAGAAAGCGUGUCAGCAUCGCAGAAAUGGUUUUAGCCGGCUCGCCAUUUUCUUCAUGGGAUAAUAGCACCCGAGGACUUGACUCAGCCACAGCUUUCAAAUUCGUUCAAGCAUUGCGAACAUCUGCUGAUCUAGGCAAUCAUGCUCAUGCGGUUGCCAUUUAUCAAGCCAGUCAGGCCAUCUACGACCUCUUUGACAAAGCCACGGUACUAUACGAGGGUCGUCAAAUCUACUUUGGGCCAGCAAACCAAGCAAAGGCAUAUUUUGAGAAACAAGGCUGGUACUGCCCCCCGCGCCAGACAACUGGGGAUUUCCUGACCUCAGUUACCAAUCCUGUUGAGCGCCAAGCUCGUGAGGGGUGGGAAAUGAGAGUGCCUCGAACCCCAGAGGACUUUGAGCGGCUGUGGCUGCAGUCCCCCGAGUUCAAAAUGUUGCAGAAAGAUCUCGAUCAAUACGAAGAGGAAUUUGGCGGCGAGCGACAGGGAGAGAGUCUUGCACACUUUCGACAGCAGAAAAACUACAGGCAGGCCAAGAGAAUGCGACCAAAAUCACCGUAUAUUAUCAGCAUUCCGAUGCAAAUCAGAUUUAACACGAAACGUGCAUAUCAGCGCAUAUGGAAUAACAUGUCUGCUACCAUGGCAUCUACCGUGGUCCAAAUCGUCAUGGCUCUCAUUAUCGGUUCCAUAUUUUUCGACACUCCCAACAACACGGACGGUUUCUACGCCAAAGGUUCAGUUCUGUUUGUGGCCAUCUUGCUAAACGCGUUGACAGCGAUAUCUGAAAUCAACAACUUGUAUUCGCAGCGGCCUAUUGUCGAGAAACAUGCAUCAUAUGCCUUCUACCAUCCAGCUACCGAAGCAGCAGCGGGUAUUGCUGCCGAUAUUCCAAUCAAAUUCAUCACUGCUACAGUCUUCAAUGUUAUCCUCUAUUUUAUGGCUGGGCUGAGAAGGGAGCCAUCGCAGUUUUUCAUUUACUAUCUUAUUGGCUACAUCUCAAUCUUUGUCAUGAGCGCAAUUUUUAGAACAAUGGCUGCAAUCACCAGAACUGUCUCCCAGGCCAUGUCUCUUGCAGGAAUCUUGGUUCUCGCUCUUGUCAUCUACACUGGAUUUACCAUCACGGUGCCAUCAAUGCAUCCUUGGUUCAGUUGGAUCAGAUGGAUCAAUCCAAUCUACUAUGCUUUUGAAAUACUAGUCGCCAACGAGUUCCACGGUCAGGAGUUUCCCUGCGGCAGCAGCUUCGUCCCUCCAUACAGCCCCCAGGUCGGAAAUUCUUGGAUCUGUCCCGUCCCAGGCGCUGUUGCAGGUAGCGCGACUGUAAGCGGAGAUGCAUUUAUUGCGACCAAUUAUGAAUACUACUACUCCCAUGUUUGGCGCAACUUUGGUAUCUUGAUGGGCUUCCUGUUCUUUUUCAUGGCCAUAUACUUUAUCGCUACGGAGCUCAACUCUUCCACGACAAGCACCGCUGAGGCUCUUGUUUUCCAACGGGGCCAUGUUCCUGCACAUCUCUUGAAAGGAAAUACCGGCCCUGCUAGAACUGACGUUGUGGUCGAUGAAAAGGGAGCGCAUGGAACCGAUACUGCUGACUCCAACGUCGGCGGAUUAGAGCCGCAGCGGGACAUUUUUACCUGGAGAAACGUUGUUUACGACAUUAAGAUUAAAAAUGAAGAUCGAAGGCUUCUGGAUCAUGUAUCUGGUUGGGUAAAGCCAGGUACGUUAACUGCACUGAUGGGUGUUAGUGGUGCAGGAAAGACGACUCUUCUCGAUGUGCUCGCGCAACGAACGACAAUGGGCGUUAUUACCGGCGAUAUGCUUGUAAAUGGCAGACCGCGAGACCCCAGCUUUCAGAGAAAAACUGGCUAUGUCCAACAACAAGAUUUACAUCUCGAAACCGCCACAGUUCGCGAAAGCUUGCGAUUCAGCGCUAUGCUACGUCAGCCCAAGUCUGUCAGCAAAAAGGAGAAAUUCGCAUUUGUUGAAGAAGUCAUCAAGAUGCUCAACAUGGAAGAAUUCGCAAAUGCUGUUGUCGGUGUCCCAGGCGAAGGUCUCAAUGUCGAACAGCGCAAACUGCUCACCAUCGGAGUUGAGCUCGCCGCCAAGCCAAAGCUACUCCUCUUCCUCGACGAGCCGACCAGCGGUCUCGAUUCUCAGAGCUCAUGGGCCAUUUGCUCGUUUCUUCGCAAAUUGGCCGAUUCUGGCCAGGCAAUUCUCUGCACCGUUCAUCAGCCCAGCGCUAUCCUCUUCCAGACAUUUGAUCGUCUGCUUUUCUUGGCCAAGGGCGGAAAGACUGUUUAUUUUGGAGACAUUGGUCAAAAUUCUCGUACCCUGUUGGAUUACUUUGAGGCAAACGGAGCGCGAAAAUGUGGCGAUGAAGAGAAUCCCGCCGAGUAUAUGCUUGAAAUCGUAAACAAAGGAACCAAUGAUAGAGGAGAAGAAUGGCCCUCAGUUUGGAAAUCCGGUUCAGAGUUUGAGAAGGUCCAGACUGAGCUUGAUCGCAUUCACGAAGAGAAAUUAGCCGAGGGCCACGGUGCGGAAGAUGCUUCAUCCCAGUCGGAGUUUGCCACGUCCUUUGGAGCUCAGCUCUGGGAGGUGACUUUCCGAAUCUUUCAGCAAUAUUGGCGAAUGCCUGCCUAUAUCUUUGCAAAGUUUAUGUUGGGGACAGCCGCCGGUUUAUUUAUUGGCUUUUCCUUUUUCGAUGCAGAUUCUUCAUUGGCAGGGAUGCAGAAUGUAAUCUUUUCAGUCUUCAUGGUCACGACUAUAUUUUCCACCAUUGUGCAACAGAUUCAACCUCUCUUUGUUACUCAGAGAUCACUCUACGAAGUCCGCGAACGCCCAAGCAAAGCUUACUCAUGGAAAGCAUUUAUACUUGCAAACGUGUUUGUUGAGAUUCCUUAUCAGAUUAUCAUGGGUGUUCUCGUAUUCGCUUGUUUCUACUACCCUGUCGUUGGCAUCCAGAGCUCGAUCCGCCAGAUCCUGGUGCUAUUAUACAUCAUGCAGCUCUUCAUCUUCGCGAGCUCAUUCGCGCAUAUGAUUAUUGUCGCUAUGCCGGAUGCGCAGACAGCCGCCAGUCUCGUGACCUUCUUGGUGCUAAUGAGCACCUUGUUCAAUGGUGUUCUGCAGACACCAUCUGCACUACCAGGGUUUUGGCUAUUCAUGUGGCGCGUCUCUGUCUUUACGUAUUGGGUAGCUGGCAUAGUUGCAACGGAGCUCCAUGGACGACCGAUUGUUUGUUCGGAAAAUGAGUUGUCUAUAUUCAACCCUCCAUCGGGUCAAACUUGCGGCGAAUAUCUGGCCCCAUUCCUACAGCAAGCACCGGGACAGCUACAAAACCCAUCGGCCACAGACCAGUGCCGCUACUGCCAACUCAGCAAUGCAGACCAGUACUUGGCUGGGUCAAGAAUUUAUUGGAGCGAUAGGUGGCGUAACUAUGGCAUUGUUUGGGCGUACAUUGCAUUCAACAUCUUUACGGCGAUUACCCUGUACUAUCUAUUCCGGGUCAAGAAAUGGAACACCGCCGGCUUCAGAUUUAGCUUUCCGUGGGGGAAGAAGGCGGGAAAGAAGACAAACUAAAAUACGACGAAAAUGGCUCAUAGUCACGUCCAAUGCUAACAUUGGUCAUCAUUUUUUGCGUCUUUGAUCUAGCGGCCAAAAUAGGCAUCAACAUUUUCGUUCUCUUAAUAUACUGGUUUACGGCGCUUGAGCAGUAGUAGUGCUGACUUAAGAAGCCUGGGUAUACUCUUUUCAUCAUCACAUGUAGAUUUUUCAUAGUCAACAAUAGAUUAGCUUAAUU
Trichoderma asperellum CBS 433.97 is the source of this 4865-nucleotide messenger RNA. RefSeq lists its product as uncharacterized. Gene Ontology annotation, biological process: transmembrane transport. Gene Ontology annotation, molecular function: ABC-type transporter activity; ATP binding; ATP hydrolysis activity. NCBI's taxonomy places the organism in Eukaryota, Fungi, Ascomycota, Sordariomycetes, Hypocreales, Hypocreaceae. The record is from RefSeq and is a predicted model, not a curated record. Gene Ontology annotation, cellular component: membrane.